AUGUCACAGUCGACAGUGGCUGCAGUAGGGUUCUCGAUUCAGUCUUCGAACCCACCUGCUGCAGUUUCAAACCAAAAUGCGGAUUCAACUGAGCCGAAUAGUACCGAUGAGCCGUGUUCAAUGAUGCAGCAAAGUCAAAUGAUCGACAACCUAUUCGAAACAUCCGAUCUCACUAAAAGCACUCGCCCUUUGAUAUCCACUUCAAAUGCCUCCGUAAUUCCCCCCGCAACUUCUUAUCCCUCACCUGAUAUUAUCAGCAACACUGCUGCAGCCAUAUCACCUUUGAUCGCCUCUCAGUUUGGCUCACUUUCAUGCCAACAAUCGCCUAUGAUGCGGUAA
Anisakis simplex (herring worm) is the source of this 339-nucleotide messenger RNA. The record is from the annotation of a GenBank genome assembly. NCBI's taxonomy places the organism in Eukaryota, Metazoa, Nematoda, Chromadorea, Rhabditida, Anisakidae.